This is a messenger RNA of Aspergillus saccharolyticus JOP 1030-1, 1662 nucleotides long. RefSeq lists its product as uncharacterized. The coding region runs from base 1 to 1662 and encodes 553 amino acids. NCBI's taxonomy places the organism in Eukaryota, Fungi, Ascomycota, Eurotiomycetes, Eurotiales, Aspergillaceae. The transcript has 2 exons. The record is from RefSeq and is a predicted model, not a curated record.
AUGACGGUCCCACGAAACAGCCCCCUGCGGACGUCGACGCCCGCUCGAUCUCCAAGCCUCCGCACCUUGCAUUCGCCCGGAGGCAAGAACCGGGCCGUCCAAGCGGCCAACUCGCUGGUGCUGACCGACUUCGACCGCGCGUGCAUCGCCUACCUCCAAGACUCCGCGCUGGUCGUGCUGCUGGGCAAGCAUUGGCCCUGGUCCGCCAUGUCGUACGCCUACCACAAGAUCGCCGUCAAGGAGCCCAUGGUGAUGAGUAUGCUGCUGGCGAGCACGGCCAGCGAGAUCCGUCGCUCGCAGUUUUAUGAUCAUGACCACCACCAGCCGGGCGCGGUCGAGGCGCUGGCGGAUCUCGGGGGUCGCAUGCAUUACGGACGGGCGCUGGCCGGGCUGCGCGAGGCGUUGCGGCCGGAGGGCGCCACCUCGGCCGAGCAGCUGGAGGCCAUUUUCAUCACCUUGUGGCUGAUGAUCGACUAUGAGAAUCGGUUCGGGAGCGGCACGGCCGCCAUCAACGUGCACAUCCGGGGCAUCGAGAGCUUGCUCUUCAACCAUGUCGUGCCGCUGUUGAAGCCGGGUUCGGAGGCGGCCGCGGCGAUCGCGGAUCGCAGUGGGGGUCGGACCUCAUGGAGGGAGGCGAUGGUUGCCUCUGCGGGCAGCAGCCCACCGCGCCCGACGCCGGCCCCGACUCCUCCCCCCCGGGAGCUCACCAGGGCGACCAGCCAACUCCGACACACCGCAGUGCCACUCUUCCUGCUGUGGACGCUGUACUUCUUCACGCCCGGGGCGCUCUUCUGCGGACCGGGGGCCGCCCGGCUGGACGCCGAUCUGUUUCGCUUCUUCAUCCAGGACGAGGCCGAGCACGCCGGGCUGAGCCUGGCGGAGCUGUACCGCAUUGGCCGGCAGUCGCCGCGUCGCUUCUGGGGGGAGGCGUACCCGACCGCGGCGCAGCUGGACGAUAUCGAGAAUCUGCCCGCCUUGACCCUCUACCACCGCAGCCAUGUGAUGCAGUUCAAGAUCACCGAACUGUGGCGCCAGGGACAGCGGACCUCUGAGCCCUCGUAUCGUCGUCUCGUCGACGAGCUCACCACGAUCCUCGACGAAAACAACACCCUCCUAACCACCGCCCAAACCGCCCCGACCGGCGACCGCAGCAACACCAACACCCACCUCCCACACCGCCGGAUCCUCGAAACCAUCUUCUGGGCCACCAUCACCUUCUACGGCACAAUCGUCUACUUCCAUCUGUGUUUCAAAGACACCAUCCCCCAAUCCCAAUUCCCCUACCACCACCAGCCAUCCGAUCUCCCCUCCCUCACGGACGCCGUCGAUCAGGUCCUCGCCCUCAGCCUGAACCUCCACCGCAGCCGCCCGCACUUGAUGGUCCGGAUCGUCUGGCCGUUGUUUAUCGCGGGCAUCGCCACCCCCGAUCGCAUCUACCAGGAUUGGGUCUCGAUGCGGCUGCAGGAGCUGGGCCGGUAUGGGUUGAAUUAUCGUCGCGUGAGUCAAAGGUUUGAUGAAAUUGUGAUUCAGGGGUGUGAUCCUUUCGGGUUGGGGUUGGGGCUGGGGAUGGGGAUGGGGAAUGUUGCGGCGGUGGAGGGGGAGGAGGGGGAGGAUGGUGGGUGGGAGGGGGCAGGAAUGGAGAUGGAGGUGCAGAUUGGUUGA